AUUGGUGUUGAAACAGAACGUUAUAAAAAAUUCGAAUAAUCUGAAAAUCAUUUAAAUUUAUUAGAAUAAUAAUUUUAAGAAGUUUAAGGAGAAUUUGACAACUCGUUAAAUGGAAUCCGUGAAAAUUUAGUCAAAUUCGAAAAAAUACUAGAAGAAGAAAAAAUAAAUAAUGAUAAUUAAAUAGAUUAAACUAAUUAAAAUAUGUAUCAAAUAGAAAGUAAAUUAACAUAAAUUUUAGAGAAUGAAAUAGAUUCUAGAAAAACACACGAAAGUAAAAUAAUUAGAAGCUUAGAAGAGAAAUUUAAUUUACUUAAAGGUGAAAUAUAAAGAGAAUCGUCCCAAAGAAACUAGUUUAUCGAGGAUCUAUUCUAAUCUCUUUAAUAAGACUUACCAUAAAUAGAAGGAGCAAUAGAAUCAGAAAGAUAAGAAAGAGAAGAAAGUGAUUAAAAUAUGAUGAAAACAAUAACAAAUGAGCUUAAUUAAUUAAACGAAACUAUUUUUAAUGAAAAAAGAUUAAGAGAAGAAUCUGAAGCUGCAAUUUUUGACAUGCUUAAAGAUGUAGUAAAUCGUGUUAAAGUUGAAUUAGAUAAUGAAAAAAAAACAAGAGAAGAAACAGAAGAAAAUUUGUUAAGCCUUUUAGAAGAAACUUGCUCAAAAUUAUAGACUGUCGCAUAAUUUUGA
Ichthyophthirius multifiliis is the source of this 681-nucleotide messenger RNA. RefSeq lists its product as hypothetical. The transcript has 4 exons. The record is from RefSeq and is a predicted model, not a curated record. The annotation marks the transcript as partial. NCBI's taxonomy places the organism in Eukaryota, Ciliophora, Oligohymenophorea, Hymenostomatida.